AUGAGGAUGGAUGAGCUAAAGAUUGAUAAUUUGCUAGUUGAUGCAUGCAGAGAAAACGGAAUUGUUGAUGCAACAAAGAUACAGGAGCAAGUGAUUCCUGUGGCAAUGGGAGGAAGGGAUGUUGUGGCCAUUUCGCAGACAGGGAGUGGAAAGACUCUUGCAUUUAUUCUGCCGAUUAUUUCAUGCUUGCUGUCUAGGGAUCGUUCGUUUUAUUGCCUGAUAGUUGCACCAACAAGGGAGCUGUCUUCACAAAUAAUUGAAUGUCUUGGAAUGUUUAAGUGCACUGGCCUGAGGACAUGUCUUUUGGUGGGUGGGAUGAGUUUUGGGGCACAGACAAGUAUGCUUGCAAAGCACCCACAUAUUGUAGUUGGGACACCUGGAAGAAUAGCAGAGCAUAUACUGAAAACGAAGUCGUUUAAGAUAAGCAGAGUGCGGAAAGUUGUGCUUGAUGAAGCAGAUAGGUUUUUUGAGCAGGAUUUUGGCAGCGAUCUGAAUACGAUUUUUGGAAGUCUGCGGAGCAAACGGCAGACGCUUCUGUUUACUGCAACGAUGCCUGAUAAGGUGUGCGAGCUAUCGAAGUCGAUUCUGGUCAAUCCAAAAACCAUCAAGGUUGUGGAAGGGUAUGAGACGGUUGAGACGCUGAAGGAAUACUAUGUGUUUGUAGCAAUGAGCUGGAAGAACUCGAGUCUUGUUGAGCUACUUGGGAUGCAUCCUGGGGAGGCAGCGAUUGUGUUUGUUUCGAUGUGUGUGUCUGCACAGGUUGUGUGCUUGGCGUUGAACAGGCUUGGGAUUCAUUCAGAAGCACUACAUGGGGGGCUUGAGCAAGAGAAGCGCGAUAUGGUUGUAAACAAGUUCAAGAGGAAUGAGUUUGAUGUUCUUGUAUGCACAGAUGUAGGAAGCCGAGGAUUAGAUAUAUGCCAUGUGGGGCUUGUGAUAAACUUUGAUGUUCCAAAGAGUGGGAAGGAUUAUAUACAUCGGGUAGGACGAACGGCCAGGGCUGGUAAGUGUGGAACUGCAGUUACGUUUGUGACGCAAUAUGACGUUGAGCAGAUACAGAGGAUAGAGUUUGCAUUGGGAAAGAAGCUGGAAGGGCUUGAAGUUGCUAGGUGUUCGGAUUCUGACAAUAGGAUAGUUGAGGAGGCAGUGGAAGCAGCAAAGGAGGAUCUGAAGCAGAUGGCGAAGACAAAAAACAGAUACAGAAAGAAAGCAUAG
This is a messenger RNA of Ordospora pajunii, 1212 nucleotides long. Its product is annotated as DEAD/DEAH box helicase. The transcript has a single exon. The record is from RefSeq and is a predicted model, not a curated record. The coding region runs from base 1 to 1212 and encodes 403 amino acids. Gene Ontology annotation, molecular function: nucleic acid binding; ATP binding. NCBI's taxonomy places the organism in Eukaryota, Fungi, Microsporidia, Ordosporidae.